GUGACUGGAGAGAGAGAGAAAGAGACACCUCUGUGUGAUCUGCUGCAUUUCUCCACAAUGCCAUCCCCCUCUCCUCUCUCUUCUCUCUCCUCAGCCAGGAUGUCAUCCACAAAUCUGAUGAACCAGCGAAGCUCUCAGUCUAGCUGGCAGCCACUGACAGCGACCCCACAUGCGUACCGGACAAGGAGGUGCCGUGUUUAAGGAGCUUUGGGGAUUUCUUGGGUUUCAGCUGCAGCAGUCUAAAACAGCAGCAACAACCAUCAAUUCCUAAAUAACAACACCUCCCUUCGGGCGCAUCUCUAAACGAAACUGUUGCAAUUGCUGGACACAUGUCACAGGUUGAGCAGGAGAUCUUACUUGUACAAAGGAAGAUGUCUGACCUUGAGUCAGUAUUGCAGCAGAAGGACAUUGAGUUGAAGGCAUCAGAGACUCAAAGGACCAUCCUUGAACAGGACUUGGCAACCUACAUUACAGAAUGCAGUAGUCUGAAACGUAGUUUGGAACAAGCUCGUACAGAGGUAACGCAGGAAGAUGACAAAGCUUUGCAGCUCCUCCAUGACAUCCGCGAGCAGAGUAACAAGCUUCAGGAAAUCAAAGAACAGGAAUAUCAUGCCCAGCUGGAAGAGAUGCGAGUUUCCAUUCGGCAACUGGAGGAGGACCUGUCAGCCGCUCGUCGUCGUAGCGACCUGUACGAGGCCGAGUUGAAAGAGUCUCGGCAAAGCAGCGAGGAACUGAAGAGGAAGGCUAGCGACUAUCAACAUCGAUUGCAAAAGGCCAGAGAGCAAGGAAAAGCAGAGGCAGAUGAGCUCAUCACCAGGCUGGAAAAGACCAAUUCAGAGCAGCAGACGAAGCUCCAUGAUCUUCAAGAGAAGCUUGCCAAGGCAUUAAAAUCCAAUUCUGAAGCUACAGACCAUCUUCAUACCAUGAAGAUGGCCAAAGAGCGCAUGGAAAGAGAUCUAGAGAGGCUCCAGAACAAGGAGGACUCCAGUGAUAGUCUGCGAAGACGACUCCGUGAGACUGAGGAUGGUAGAAAGACACUGGAGAACCAGGUGAAAAGACUUGAGAUUGUUGAGCGCCGCGAGACCAAAAUGAAGGACGACAUCCAAAGCAAAGGCCAGCAGAUUCAGCAGAUGGCAGAUAAGAUUCUGGAGCUUGAAGAAAACCUGCGAGAUUCCCAAGCAACAGCACAACGACUGGAAACGCAUCUGAAGCAGAAGGAGAAGCUGUAUGAAGAUAAAAUUAAGGUGCUGGAAUCGCAGAUGAAGGCGGACAUGGCUGAUAAAGAAAUGUUGGAGUCCAGUCAAAGCAAAUAUGAGGAGGAGGUGCGGGAGAAAUGCAGCAUCAUCAGUGACCAGAAGGCGACUAUAAAUGCAAUGGAAUCCAAGAUGAACAGUCUGGAGCAAAGAAUUGCAGAGUUGUCUGAGGCGAACAAACUCGCAGCUAAUAGCAGCAUCUACACUCAGAAAAAUAUGAAAGCCCAGGAAGAGAUGAUCUCAGAGCUUCGCCAACAGAAGUUCUACUUGGAGUCUCAGGCUGGGAAGCUGGAAGCCCAGAAUGCAAAACUUGAGGAACAUUUAGAGAAAACAAGUCAUCAGGAGCACACACACAAGAGUCGAGUCUUAGAGUUGGAAACCAGGCUCAGAGAGAUUGGACUGGAGCACGAGGAACAGAAGCUGGAAAUCAAGCGACAGGUGACAGAGGUAACACUGUCAUUGCAGGAGCGUGAAGCACAGAUCAACAACCUACAGGCGGCUCGCCGUGCCUUGGAGAGCCAGCUGCAACAUGCCAAGACUGAGCUAGAAGAGACCACCGCUGAGGCUGAGGAGGAGAUCACUGUGCUGAGAGCACACAGAGAUGAGAUACAACGCAAGUAUGACGCUUUAAGGGACAGCUGUGCGGUAAUCACUGACCUGGAAGAGCAGCUGACGUCACUGACCCAAGAGAAUGCUGAGCUUAACCGUCAGAACUUCUACCUGUCCAAGCAGCUAGACGAAGCCUCUGACGAGAGGGAAGACCGAAUACAGCUCAGCCAGGAUGUGGACCAGCUGCGUCGGGAGGUGGCUGACAGGGAGAUGCACCUUAACAACCAAAAACAGAAUCUUGAGACACUAAAGACCACAUGCACCAUGUUGGAAGAGCAAGUUAUGGAACUAGAGACCUUAAAUGAUGAGCUUCUGGAGAAGGAGCGGCAGUGGGACGCCUGGAGGGCAACACUUGAUGAGGAGAAGAGCCAGGCGGAGAGGAGGACAAGAGAGGUCCAACGAAUGCUGGAAACGGAAAAACAGAACCGACUCCGUGCUGAGCAGCGCAGCUCUGAGUCUCGUCAGGCUGUGGAACAGGCCGUAAAGGAACACAAAGCCGAGAUGUUGGCGCUGCAGCAGAUUCUCAAAGACCAGAAACUCAAAGCUGAGAGUCUUGCAGACACUUUGAAUGAUCUGGAGAAGAAACAUGCCAUGUUGGAGAUGAAUGCACGUAGUUUGCAGCAAAAGCUGGAAAGUGAGAGAGAUCUGAAGCAGCGGCUGCUGGAGGAGCAAGAGAAGCUUCAGCAGCAAAUGGAUGCUCAGAAGGCGCAUAUCUUUCGUCUUACCCAAGGCCUUCAAGAUGCCUUAGACCAGACUGACCUGCUAAAAACUGAGAGAACUGAUCUGGAAUAUCAACUGGAAAACAUCCAGCUCCACCUGCAGGCUGUGUACUCCCAUGAGAAGGUGAAAAUGGAGGGGACGAUAACCCAGCAGACCAAGCUCAUAGACUUCCUCCAAACUCAAGCCCAUGGUGCUUCAAAGAAGAAAAAGGGACUUUUUGGACGUCGGCGUGAGGACCUGUUGGCUGCCAUGGCUGCUCAGGCGCAGGCCCAGGGGCAGAGUCAAGGCCAGGUCUCCCCCGUAUCCUCCAUCCAGCCGGUUCCCCUGCAGCACAGUGACAUGAAGAUGGCGCUGGACAAAGAGCGAACCCGCUGUUCCGAGCUUGAGGACGCGCUUCAGAAAAUGAGAGCGGAACUGCGAUCUUUGAGAGAGGAAGCGCUUCAAUACAAGGACCACAGCGGCUCCGCAAACACUCCAACAGCACGGCAACAGAUGAUGAUGUCCGCCAUGGUGAAGUCUCCCGAUCACCAGCAAGUCCCGCCGAGCCUGGUGCCUUCCAACUCAGGCCGCAGGAAGGAAGUUGCCACACCUGAGGAGAGAAGGAGGGUCACUUUUGAAAAAUAUAGCCGUCGCAUGAAAGACAGUCAGAGGGAAAGGGAGAGGGUGCACCACCACACCCCUCACCGCUUCACAGUGGGACUCAACAUGCGUGCUGCCAAGUGUACCGUGUGCUUGGAUACGGUGCACUUUGGUCGACAAGCCGCCACCUGUCUCGAAUGUCACGCCCUCUGCCAUCCCAAAUGCUCUCCGUGCCUUUCAGCGACGUGCGGCAUGUCGAGCGAUUGCUCCCUGCAUCUGUCCGACGGCUUGGGCCGGGAGAAAGGCAACUUAUCAGGCCAGCAGCUCAAAGACGCAAGUGGACACAUGCACUUGGAGGGAUGGAUGAAGCAGCCCAGAAAUGGAAAGCGAGGCCAAGGCUGGGAGAGGAAAUACAUGGUCCUUGAUGGAACAAAAGUGUCCAUCUAUGAAAUAGAACCCAGAGAAGAUUCGAUUAAACCACUGGAGGAGUUUGACCUGUGCAUGUCUGAUGGAGAGGUCGAAGUUCACGGAGCGGUAGGGGCCACGGAACUACCCAACACGGCCAAAUCAGAUGUUCCGUAUGUAAUGAAGCUGGAGUCCCGUUGUCACACCCCUUGCUGGCCUGGACAAUCCAUUUAUUUCAUGGCUCCCAGUUUCCCAGACAAGCAACGCUGGGUGGCAGUCAUGGAAUCGGUAGUGGCUGGGGGGCGAGUCUCUAGGGAGAAGGCUGAGGCUGACGCAGCUGCUGUGUCCAAAAGACAAAUGGUUCUAUCUCCUCUGGUUCAGAAACUCCUGGGAAACUCGCUUUUGAAACUUGAAGGAGACGACAGGCUUGAUAUCAACUGCACUCUUCCACUAACAGAUCAGAUAGUUCUGGUGGGCUCAGAGGAAGGUCUGUAUGCCCUCAACGUGAUCAAGAACUCCUUGACACACAUUCCUGGCCUGGGAUCAGUCUUUCAGAUCACCAUUAUUAAAGAGAUGGAAAAACUGCUGAUGAUUGUUGGGGACGAGAGAGCCUUGUGCCUGGUGGAGAUCAAGAGAGUGAAGCAGUCCUUGGCCCAGUGCCACCUGCCCAGCCAGGCCGAGCUGGCGCCGUACAUCUUCGAGACGGUGAAAGGAUGCCAUCUGUUUGCUGCUGGCAGAAUAGACAACGGGUCCUGCAUUUGUGCCGCAAUGCCGAACAAGAUCACCAUUCUCCGCUACAAUGACAAUCUCAGCAAAUACUGUAUUCGUAAGGAAAUUGAAACUUUGGAGCCUUGUAGCUGCAUCCACCUGACGAGCUACAGCAUCAUCCUCGGGACUAACAAGUUCUAUGAGAUCGAGAUGAAGCAGUUUGUACUUGAAGAGUUCCUGGACAAGAACGACAUGUCACUGGCCUCAGCGGUGUUUGCCGCCUCGUCCCACAGCUUCCCCAUCUCCAUCAUGCAGGUGGCCAGCAACAUACAGAAGGAGGAGUACCUACUGUGUUUUCACGAGUUUGGUGUGUUCGUGGACACAUAUGGACGGAGGAGCCGUACCGACGACAUCAAGUGGAGCCGCCUGCCUUUGUCCUUUGCGUACAGAGAGCCUUACCUUUUUGUCACGUACUUCAACUCACUGGACGUCAUCGAAGUUCAGGGACACUCCGCUUUGGGUCCUUCGGUGCUGGCUCACCUGGAUAUUCCCAGCCCUCGCUAUCUGGGCCCAGCUAUCUCUUCCGGAGCCAUUUAUCUGGCUUCGUCCUACCAGAACAAACUACGAGUCAUCUGCUGUAAGGGCAGUCUGAUCCGAGAGUCGGGGGAGCUGCAGAGGACCGGCUCCAGCAGAGGGAGCCCCACCAAGCGAGGUCCCCCCACCUACUCUGAGCACAUCACCAAGCGCUUGACCUCAGGCCCCGGCAGUCACGAGGGUCUGCACCGAGAACCCAGCACCCCUCACCGCUAUCGAGAGGGACGCACUGAGUUUCGACGAGAUAAGUCGCCGGCCCGCCCCUUGGACAGGGAGAAGUCGCCGGGGAGGGUGCUGGACAGCCGCAGGGAGAGAUCGCCGGGACGAUUCGGAGACAACAACCGACUCAUUGCCGGAUCUGUGCGGACACAGUUGGCUCCUGUUAACAAGGUGUGGGACCAGUCGUCGGUGUGAUAGGCGCUCCUCUCGGACACGCCGCUAACUCCAACCUGACUGAUAUUCGGCCAUUAACGCCUGUAAUACAGUCAACGCAUCAUCAUUUGAUCACAAACCUGCGUGCUUUUGAAGGAGAAUCAAUGGCAGGGAACACGCGAAGAGAAUCUAUUUUAUGAUAGGUUAUCGGCGUUCAUGUAAAUAGUGCGGUGAGUUUUUAUAAAAGGGAAAAGUUGGCCAGUAAAGUCUAUUUUUUGUAAAAUGAGUUUCUAAAGAUGUCGCCACAUGGAUAUCUUAAAUUAUAUUCAUGUUGGCGAGGAACAGGUUGAAACACUUUGCACAUGAAUUUAUUGGAAAUGAACAGGAUGUAAAAAUAUGUUUUUCCCACAUCGAACGUGAACUCUUUCUGGACUGUAUCUCCUUUGAUUUCCACUCAUUGCACAUAGCUUCAGUGAUACAGUGCCGUGAGAAAAAAUAUUUGCCCUCUUAAUUUUUUUAAAAUGUAUUUAUCACACACAAGUCUUGGGGGCGCUGGAAGUCACUCGCAGCAGGGGGGUGCUGAGGAUCUUUAGUUUUUCUCAUCCAAAAACAGCCGUGUCGGUCCAAAUUUGUGUUGUGUUCGCGCAUUUUCUCCAUAUAAGGCGGGCAUAAUGGCAAUACACACGCAUGCUGGAUAGUUAACAUACCACUACUAGGCUACUACAAAGACAGCGUUCUAUUCCACUUACAGUGUGUGUUGGAGUUUUUGUAUUUGAAAUAAAAGCACCCUGUAUUAUAAUGCAAAUCCCCGCAGCUAGAUCGCACAAUAACACAUGAAUACAUUUAAAAACUAAAAGGGCCAAUAAGCCUCGGUUUAACGCCCCAUUUUCAUUACACUAAAAUAAAUUGCACACGAUUAUCCAACAGCAACAACAAACAAUAAUUGGGCUACAAUUCGGUCUGCAAAGAACGAUUAUUUUUUGUAAUCGAAUGCUUAAUGGAAUGAUUAUUCGAUUAAUCGGAUAAAUGUCACUUUUUUUCAAUUACCUUAAUUUACCUUGAAGUGGUUUUGGGCUUGUCGUAAGUAACAAUGAAGACAAAAUGGAUAAUUUUCUUCCAAAAUAUUAUUUUAUCACAGCUUUCUUACUUAACUGUAGUCUGCAAUUGUAUUGAUUAUCAAAUUCGUCGGCAACUAAUUUAUUCAUCGAUUUUAAUAAUUAGUUGUCGCAGGCUUGAUAAGACGCUACUUUAGGCUGUAAAAUGUCCGAAAACUGGCAAAAAUGGGAAUUGUUGUUUUCCUAAGUAAAAGCAGAUUUUUAUGCAUGUCCUACUUUGACUUAACAAAAAAUAUAAUGAAGACAUCUAAUAUUUACAACUGAGAAGCAGAGGUGGGUAGUAAUGCGUUACAUAUACUCAGUUACAUUUACCGUAAUUUUCGGACUAUAAGUCGCUACUUUUUUCCUUCAUUUUGAUGCCUGUGGCUUACAGUCCAGUGCGGCUUAUUUGUUGAUUUAUUUAGGUCAUAAUUAUGACAUGACACUAUCAUGGGCAUUACUGAAUGCUUACGUCAUAAUGGCCUUAUGCAAGUGUCAUUCAGCAAAUUAUAUCACUAACUCCAUUCAUGUCCAGCUUGGAUCUUUUACAUCCAUUCAAAAGUGAGGUAAUUUGCCGGAUAGCACUAAAUUACAUCUGGUAUCAGCAUUCAUUAAUGCACAGGACAGUGUCAGGUCAUAAUUAUUAUCGUCUAAAGACAGUCUUAUGGCGCCGUUGUCAAAUAAUGUGUUACCAAAAACCAUAACUAGCAAUCAAAUGAAACAACUGGAACAGUGUCUGAAGAAAUAUUUAGCACAGAACAUGAGUUUUGAUUGUUAUUCACAUCUGUAGCACUGCAAUGUAUGCUAGGAGGCAUGUUGGACGACAACAGUGUUGACAGCAGGUAGCAGCAGAGGUUGACUGUAUCCCCUAAGGAAUCAGUGAUGGCCAAAUGAAGUUUCUUGAAGCAAUGAAGCUUUCAGGCCAACUGGUUCAAAUAACGUGUUUCCGGUUAAUAUCUUUUGGUGUAAAUAUCCCAUAUCACAGUGAGGACAGCUGCGGCUUAUAGUCCAGUGCGGCUUAUCUAUGAACAAAUGCCGUUUUUGUGUCAAAUUUGAUGGGUGGCGGCUUAUAGUCAGGUGCGCCUUAUAGUGCGAAAAUUAGGGUACUUGAGUAACUUUUUGAGAAAAAUGUACUCCUAAGAGUAGUUUUAAUAAGCCAUACUUUUUACUUGAAUAUGAAGAAAAAAAACGCUACCCUUACUCUGCUAUUUUGGGCUACACAAGAGUCGUGACAUUUUUCCUCUUUAUUCUACAUAUUAGAUUUUUUUUUUUUUUUUGUGCUAGCGAUGCUAUUGCCAAGAGUAGCGCUACUAUUUUCACCAAUGAGAUGUCAAAACAAUAAUCACGUCUCCAUUACACCAAUCAGACGCAAGCUUGCCAUUCUAUGAUCACGCAUCUUUAAAGCACCUUAACAAAUGAAGUGUUUGAAAUAGAGCGCUGCCCUCAACAUGAUUUAAAACUCUCAGUUUUUAUUUGGCACCGAUUGACCACGGAAAACCGGAGAUUUGAUCUUUUAAUUUCAUAAUAGUAACUUUGAAGGAACUACAGUAUUCACUUUUCAAACUCAGAACUAUUUUCUCCACUAGAGGGCAGGGCACUCCUGCUCUUUGGACAAAUAACGCUUCAUGACUGUUUUUUUUUUGCUCUUUAAUUUAAUGAUAUAUAUAUUUUUGUUAUUUCUUUCGUUGAAUGUGGUUAUGUAAUGGGUUAUUUUACAGUAUCAUUACAACAACAGUUCAUAGAGAUAUGUUUGUGCUGAGAAAAAAAAAAAAAAAAGCAAGAAUAAGUUACUCAAAAUGUUAGUCAUUGCAUGAGUAGUCUUUUCACUGGAUGCUUUUUUUUCUUGUACUUUAGUACAUUUUGGAUGACUACUUUUACUUGAGUAAUAUUAUUUAGAAGUAACGCUACUCUUACUUGAGUAAAAUUUUUGGCUACUCUUUUGAGAAGUUAUAUGUAUGUUAUAAUUUCAGGAAUUUCGACAAGUUUAAGGUGAUUGAGGUCCUAAACGAUUAAUUGGUUAUCAAAGUAGUUGUCGAUUAAUUGUUGCACCUCUAGCUACAAUUCAAGCAUAUCUUACCUGUUUCAAGACCAGAAAGGACAAUCAUCUUCAUUUCCAACCUCGAAUUGACUUUUAGAACAUUUAGCUGUUUUUGGAAAGAAAAAAAUCGCGAAUUCGUUUUUUGUGCCAUUAACGCCUCCACUGUCUGCCUCAGUCUUAACGUGACUCAGUAACUAUUUUUUCAACAUAAAUAUUUAAUCCCCAAAGUAUAAAUACGCUAUUGUUUCAAUGUUUUACUUAUUUUAUUUAAACCUAAACUUUUUUUUUCUCCCCAACACCAGGGGGUGCUGCAACCCCAUUUCCCGCCACUACAACUGUUUUAGAUCAUCAAACAAAUUUUAAUAUCACACAGACGACCCAAGGAUAUAUAAAAGGCAGUUUCUAAAUGAUAAUUUUAUUUACCAAGGAGGUGGGUGAAAAUUAGUGGUUAAAGUGGGAUUUGACAGAUGGGGGAGUCCUAAAAUUCGAUGUCAUAGUAGGGAAAAUUACGUACAUGACAACAAAUAAUUGUUUAAACUUUAUUCUCAAAAGAGAAAUACAGGCCAGAUUAACAGGGCCUUUUUGGCCGAAAAUGUUAUUGCAUGUAAUUUACUUUACAGCAGGGGUGUCCAAACUUUUUGCAAAGGGGGCCAGAUUUGGUGUGGUAAAAAUGUGGGGGGCCGACCUUGGCUGACGUGCUUUACGUAGAACAAUAUAUUAAAGCAAAUUUUAGCAAGCCAUUCCAGUGUGGCACAUUUGCUUCAUUUUUUUUUUUUUUUAAUUAAUAAUUUCAACAAUCUUGCAACUAGCCUUUGUGGCGUUCUCUUUCGACUCUCGGGCAUUUGUGAAAUAAUGCUGCUGUGAAAUUAAACUAGCUUCAAGUUGCUUCAAUUUCUCGCAACUGUAAUCUUGUCGUAUAUGUCAGAUAGUCUUGUUUGGUAUUAUCGCCUAACAUUGAAAUCUUUAAAAACAGCGACUCUCUCUUUGCAAAUGAGGCAGACACAGUUGUUGCGUAUUUUGGUGAAGAAAUAGUCCAAUUUCCUUGAAUCCUAUCCUUGAAGCGUCGGCCGUCACAGUCAACUUUCUUUUUUUGUUGUUGUCGCCAUGUUAGAAAAUGGAAGUAACGGGUCACACGGGGUAAUGUUGCUUAGCCCUUAAAUACCUGCAACAUGAAGCAAUUAUCAGAGAA
Messenger RNA from Corythoichthys intestinalis (scribbled pipefish), 9561 nucleotides. RefSeq names its product citron rho-interacting kinase. The record is from RefSeq and is a predicted model, not a curated record. NCBI's taxonomy places the organism in Eukaryota, Metazoa, Chordata, Actinopteri, Syngnathiformes, Syngnathidae. Bases 330 to 5282 code for a protein of 1650 amino acids. The transcript has 41 exons.